Messenger RNA from Ruditapes philippinarum (Manila clam), 2421 nucleotides. RefSeq lists its product as uncharacterized. Bases 235 to 2421 code for a protein of 728 amino acids. The transcript is spliced from 16 exons. The record is from RefSeq and is a predicted model, not a curated record. Lineage: Eukaryota; Metazoa; Mollusca; Bivalvia; Venerida; Veneridae.
UAUGGGAAGAGCAUUUUAUUCAUAAUAAUGAAUUAUAAAUUGCUAGGAAAUGCCAAAUUCAAAACGAAAUGGCAUUUACAUCUGGUUAUUACGAGUCAUAUUAAUCUCUCACUUGGAUUUGAUCGAGCGGCGCAACAAGUUACUCCGCAGAUUCAUUCCAAUUUUUGGUGAAGACUUCUUUUUAACGUAAUAUGCCGGAUUGAGUGUGAAAUUUAACAAUCAUAUCAAGCCAUCAUGGCUUUGAAGUGGUUUUUCAUUUUUAUUUUUAUCAGCUAUUUGAAUACAGUGUCUCUUCAACCAAAGGUUGUGUAUAAACCAACUGAGUUUCCAUACUCAAAAUGUUCUGAAAAUGGUGCGAACAGAGUGAAUUGUGAAAAGCUUAAUAUGAGUAAUGAUAGACAAGAGAAAGAGAGCAUGUGGCCACCAGGGCCAUACGCAAUACCAAUGUGUAAAUAUGGCUGUCCGGAAUCACAGUCUCGGGGAUGGUCGAAAAGCAAUUUAAAGGUCAAGAUGGUAGAAUUUAGUAAAAAUUCAGAAAGUGUCUCUACAGUGUUGGAUAGGAAUUGGGACCCCAAUUCCUCAUUCAUAAACGAUGACUAUUUUAAACCGGCGCAUCGUAAAGAAAAUUGGACGCAUCUUUAUUUUUGCGUGAAAUUCCGUAAUGACACUGCACUUGAUAAAGAACAAUGGAUUCCAGGAAACUACAGCAUUUACAAGAUCGGAUCUUCAUGUCCCACGGAAUUUGAAGAAUCCACAAGAACAUUUCCUGUCACUGAAUUUGUGUCGCAUGGUCAGGUUCCAGAUUUUGCAGUGAGUGAAAAAGGGCAAUCUGAAAUGUUGACUAAAAUCAUCCACAUUUCAAUUUGUAAAAGAAAAAAAUUGGCUGACAUGGGAUACGUUCAUACAAAUCAAACAUUUAGAUUGUUGGAGACUGAUUUCAUUCUUGAAAAGGAGGCAGAUACAAAUUGUCCCAAGUUCAACGAAGCAACGGUGUCUCAGGGAGCGACUCACUGUUUCUAUAACCCAAGAGCAAUCCAAAGUAUUGACUAUGAAACGGCAACAGAGUUGAUUCUUAAUCAACGAACCCUCUACAAACUGCAUCAAGAUAAUGAUUUUGAAUGGUAUUUCAUUGACUGUAAGCGUUCACUUGAGGUAGUUAUGAUUGACAUCAAGUCUUCACAUUUGGGAAAUACCUAUUUCAAGUGUUUUGUUAGCGAUGUUCCUGGGACAUUAGAGGACCCUUCAGCUUGUAACACAGAAACUACCACUCUUCCAGGAAAAGUAUAUCUAAGGAGAACACGAGGUCGUUUUUUUACAUUUGUAUUGAAUGAAACCAUAACAGGCGACAUGUCAUUUCAGGUUUUCAUAUCGAGUAUAGAAGCUCAAAAUGGUGAGGCAUGCUUUGAGAGUAUUGAAUUAGACGACGACGAACAGGUACCAAAAAGUCAGCUCACUGUUUCUUCUGGAACCACAAAACGAAUGCCUACAAAUACAAACACUAUUUUUACUGGUUGGAUUCAUGAUGCUACAGAUCCGACACCGUGGAUUUUGGUGGAUUUAAUUGCUGUAACAACAAUAGAAGGAGUUGGUGUUUACGUUUCCAAAGAAUGUGACAUGUGGACCACUUUCAGUUUAUAUUUCGGCAACAAUAAGGAUAAACUACAGUUAUACAAGGACAUGGAAUUUAAAAACUUCCCACCUGAAAACUUGUGGAACAUAAAUCAAGUGUUUAUUCUUCCAAAGCCAAUCCAAGGAAGAUACUUAAAACUCAAACACUCACACGAAACAAGCAAAUCUAGAUGUCUUAAUUUCAAAUUGUUCGGGUGUAAACUGACACGAAUAACUGACAUCCAUAGCGACAAAUCAUCUGAAAUGAUGCCUCUUCUUGAACAUGAAUUGCUAUCUGGAGAUUCAACUGUCUUAAAAACAAAUCUUACGAGAUGUAUCGAACUUUGCAGUAUUCAGACCAUUUGUAGAGUUGCCAGUUUUAAGGACCCGGCGAGACAGGACAACGGAAUUUGUAAUCACUACAUGAAUAGUCCGAUUGGAUUAUGGAAAAGUGAGAAUAUAACCGAUGAUAGGCAUUGUUUUGCCAAACUUCAAAACAUUCUACACACGAUAUCGUUCCCUAGAGCUAAACACAAAGACGGAUUAUUCUUUGGCCACAUACAGUAUGUAGAUACAGACUCAAUUAUAACUUCCUUAAGUUACCCCUUUAGGACAAUUGUGAACAGUGAUCUACAAUGGAUUGUAAACUUCAAACCACAUCAAUUUGCCAAAAUGGUUUUCACAAACGUCACUUUAUCAGAGGUAAACAUUUAUUGUAUGACAAAAGAUGCUUUAUAUGAUGCGUUAUGCGCUAAUCAUUUCUUUAUAAAAUAUCCGAACAUAAUAUUCGAUUUAUCAAAUUUCCGAAAUUAG